Messenger RNA from Metopolophium dirhodum (rose-grain aphid), 1256 nucleotides. RefSeq names its product farnesol dehydrogenase-like. The transcript is spliced from 7 exons. The record is from RefSeq and is a predicted model, not a curated record. NCBI's taxonomy places the organism in Eukaryota, Metazoa, Arthropoda, Insecta, Hemiptera, Aphididae. Bases 245 to 1078 code for a protein of 277 amino acids.
AUUUUAAAUUUGCCGUUUUUGUUUUUUGUCAUAUUACCAUUGAUUAUAAAUACUACCUAGUAUUUAUAAUCAAUGAUAUUACCUAUCUGUUUGUUAAUGAGACACCGUUAAUAUUUACCCAUCGGCUACAUUAUACAUAUUGUCGCGUCUCGUGUAAAACGUCCGUUCGGUUGAUACGUAAAUCGAAAAAAAAAUAUUAAAAACUCAUUUUUCGUCUCAUGAAAAUCACCGUGUCUGCAUUAAAAUGGACCAGUGGAGAGGUGAAAACGCGGUCGUCACAGGUGCCGGAUCGGGCAUAGGAGCGGCCACGACAUUAGAGCUGCUGCGACACGGCGUAAACGUAGUCGGGUUGGACGUUCAGUCGGCAAAGCUUGAGAAACUAGCAAAUUCGUUAGAAGACGUCACGAAAACUCCUACUUCGAUCCCAGACGGCAUCCGGCGAGGAAUUUUCUAUCCUAAGACCUGCGACAUCACUGACGAACGAGCAGUACAGGAUGUGUUUGGCUGGGUGGAUGCUGAGCUCGGUGGCGUCAGUGUGUUGGUCAACAACGCUGGCAUCAUAAUGCGAAGUAGUCUGUUGGACGGUACGUUGAAAGACUGGAAAUGUUUAAUGAAUAUCAAUGUAUUAGCGCAAUGCGUGUGUUCGAGAGAAGCGUACCGAUCGAUGUCUACGAACAAUAAUGUUCUUAACGGACACAUUGUUCAAAUAAACAGUAUUGGCGGUCAUUCCAUCACUCCGUAUUACGCGCACAAAAUGUACAACGCUUCAAAAACGGCCAUCACGGUGUUGUGUGAAGGUCUUCGGCACGAACUUAGUCUUGUAAAUUCAAAGAUCAAAGUAUCGAGUAUCAGUCCGGGUAGCGUAGACACGGACAUUUUCAACACCGCUAAAUUCAGACCAUCUUCUCAGGUCGUCAGUUCAAGACCAGCUUUGAAACCGGAAGAUGUAGCAGCUAUGGUGAUCGUUACGUUGGAGACGCCUCCUAGUGUGGAAAUAGCAGAACUAACAAUCAUUCCUACCGGAUCAACCAUACAAUCUCACGGAAUGCCUAGUCCAGUCAAAUUAUCUGAUAAAUAAUAACAAUUUUACGACCUAGUUGACUUAGCCUAUAUUAGACCCCACUAAAAAUAAACUCAUGUUUUAUUUUUUACUUGAAGAAUGUAAAAUAAAUAAUAAAUAUGUUUACAUUGUCCGUAAUUAUGUAUAUGUAAUGAGUAAUGACUAAUAAAUAACAAAAAUUGUAAAUUAAAAACAA